This is a messenger RNA of Annulohypoxylon truncatum, 2800 nucleotides long. RefSeq lists its product as uncharacterized. Bases 405 to 2612 code for a protein of 735 amino acids. The transcript is spliced from 4 exons. The record is from RefSeq and is a predicted model, not a curated record. Lineage: Eukaryota; Fungi; Ascomycota; Sordariomycetes; Xylariales; Hypoxylaceae.
AAAUAUUUCUCCUGCCACGGCAACAACUGGAACUUAUUAGUCUAUUUAGCUCCGUACCUUUUUAUCUCGCAAAUCAGCUUUGAACAUUGAAUCCAUCAUUUCUGCGCUUCUGCGAUACUAGUCCGCUUUUUUCUAAGGUUGUUGUCAGAUGAGACAACGAUCAAAUCGCUGAGUGAGUUUAUUUGGCUCCGAGUACCGAAGCCUACCUCGAGGUCAAUUUCCUUGUUUGUUAUUUGCCGGCUGCCUUGGUUCCUGAGGUGUGCAGUGUGCCCAGCCACAAGGCCUGACGCGUAAGUAAUUCAUAUCGACAUUCAAGAACCUCCUCGAAAUAUAUUGAAAUUAUUCUCAAUAUUUCUGCACUUUACAUUUCUUUAUGCCGGGCCAAAACUUGAUGCGACAUAACCAUGGCCGAACCAAAGAAGAAAGGGCUUUGGAGCGGUCUGAUCCGCAGGAUUAACAACGCGCAAGGAAGCAACAAGCUUGAGAAGCCAUCGCCUUCGCGACGGGCUAGCGAUGUUGACGUAGCUUCUCGAAGACGGCGGUCUGAGCGACCUGAACUCACUAGUGUCGGGUCCCGCAGACGACCUCGCCGUCCGGACCCCCGUGACUCUAAAGGCAAGGGCAAGGAGCAUUCAAACGGCCACAGAUAUGAUCCAGCGCCCUUGUCAGAAUGGCCACCGUCGGGUAUGUCUAGCGAGGAAGAACUUACCCUCGGACAUGCUAUGGAGCUUAUCUCGAGAGGUGUGCCGGCACAUAAGGGACACAAACGCCCCAUCCCGCACGCCUCAGAACAUUAUUACGGUUUGUUCACCACAACGGCAGGCAACCAUGGUGAUGAGGGAGACACCGUGAACCAGCAUAAUGCGAUGACCCAGCUUACCACCCUGAAAAUCCAAGGUUCUGGGCCGCCCAAUUAUCCCUGGGAGACCCUCGAACAACCAAGCCUUGCAUUUGGAUACGGUGCUCGACCUGGCACUAUUACUCUAAAUCACUGGGCUGGCCUUUUUAGUGCAAUACCGCCUUUUAUCGGGCUUCGUGAUCCUGGGGUUCUCCCAAGAGAAGUUAGUUUGACUCAGAUCUUCGACCGAUUGAAGGAUUUGGAAGCUGGUUUAGAAGAUGACGACGAUGAAUUACUGUAUCGUAUAUACAAACGAUUUCUCCGAGACCCUGACAAGGUCUUCAACCCGCACAAGACGAUGGAACGACAGAUUACGGAUCUGGUUAUGUGCCUGUCGGGUUCAGACUGGAUUGACUUCUCAAAUCCGAAGAAUCAGGUUGUGACGAAGUACAUCUACGACACCGGCCCGGAAAAUCAGCAGCAAUACCACAAGUUCUUCUACCAGCUACUUCUGAGUCUCGAGCUGGAGUUGCGAAUCAAUUCGAGGCUCCACACGGAUUGGGCCAAGGAGAGACUUAUUUCGACUAUACCACCUAAGAUUCAAUGGAAUUUAGCACUUGCUAGGCGCUGGAGGGAUUUCGUUCGUGUCGAGAGUUACGGCGAAACUGCCGAUCAGGUAAAACUACGGUUCAAGUUAAGAAAGAGGCAGGUCAAGAUGUUGAAGAGAUUCGCUCAGAUGAUGAAAUGGCCGAACCUGCCCGAAACUUUGGAUGAGCUGAAGCUGAGAGAUGCGGAGGGCUCCCUGAUGCCUGUUAGUUCGCAUGCCAUGGCUUUCUUUAGUGGUCUAGUUCUACCAGGACCAACAUUCCCUUAUCUUAUUAUGAACUCUCUGAUCGAUGUUGAUCCCGACGAGGCAACAGACGAUCUCGCCUUACUAACGCAUCUUCAUCCUCACUGCGGCUUUCAAUACCGCAAGUCCUACACAUAUUGGGCCUCAACCUGUAUUGUUGGGAAAGUGCUUGCACCAACCUGUCUUGAGGUUGCCGGAUGGGUUGGUCCGGCCCGACCUACGAGUGACUUAAGCCGCACUCAGAUCGCCCGUAUCCGCACCAAAAAACCACGGCACCAUCACCUAACACCAGAGGACGUUAUAUCGAUGAGUGAUAGGUCGGACCCUUUAGGACCGCCUUCUAAAGUUUUUCCCGUCAAAGAUUAUGAUCUACUUACACCAGAUAUGGACGACAUCGUCGAUACGAUACGAAUUGAGCAAAUCAAUCUUAGGACGCUUCCUGAUAAGCCAGAAGCGAACCCAAAAUGGUUCGAUGCAUCAAUACAAUUCGCCAUCGACGGCGUGUCGUGGCCCCUUCAUUUGACAUUCGAUGUCUCGUUCAUCAGCGCUUGGCCGUGUUCUGACGGACCGCACCCUCUAUUCUUCGAUUAUGUCUAUAGCCUCCGUAGCGUUGAUGAAGUGGUGGAUAUUCUUGAUUGGGGUAAGCCUAUUGACAAGAAAAGGAGCAACGGGUCUUUGGCAAUUGGCGGUAGCAAGUCAACACAUCAUAUCGACGAUAGCGACGAGGAGAGAGUGCUAGUAAUCCAAGCAUUCGGUAAUAGCGACAACGAAGUCUUGGCGCGGGCAUGGUGUUCCCACUGGGGACUCAGCGCAGUAGUGGCGGACAUCAGUAGGACUUGCAUGGCGUGCGCUAUCCGCGAGGCUUACGCGGCAACCUUAACGGUGGUAAUACUUGUUGAGGAUCAACCGGGAGAUGCAGAAUAGGGGAGGCGGCGGACAGGAGUUUCACAGGGGGUGUUUUGCAGGUCUGCUAUGGGGGACAAGGGUACGGGAUGAGAAAUACGCACAAACUAAUUCCUACGAUCGUAAUGGCGAAGUCGAUGACUUUCACGAUGGUUACACGAAUAUCCACGAUUAUCUACUAGGUAGGCGUUCCGGACAUCGGGCGAAUG